AUGAGGUUUUCAAUCGCCAGCAUCAUCGCCCUAAUUACCCCGCUGACGCUCGCGGCCGACUCCCUUGAGUACAAGGCAACGCCAGCGGGACAAGUUAUCAAAGAUGGUGUCAAGCUGAGAAUACUUCCCGUGGGUGAUUCUAUCACUGUGGGAUAUCUGAGCAGCGAUGGAAAUGGCUACAGGCUCAAACUUGAUGAGGACCUCUCUGCCAACGAAGUUGUAUUUGCCGGUACAGUCUAUGGUGGAAACAUGAGCGAUGGAUACUAUGCUGCUUGGUCUGGAAAAACGAUCAAGUACAUCGCCGACAACGUAGGCCCAUCCCUGGUUCAAAGACCCAACAUCAUUCUCCUCCACGCCGGCACCAACGACAUGAACCCGAACCCGGCAGUCUCCACCGAAGGCAACGACCCGGCCGCUGCCGCCGAGCGCCUGGGCUCUCUCAUCGACCAAAUGAUCACCGCGUGCCCCGACGCCACUAUCCUCGUCGCCCAAAUUGUCGACACCUGCAGCGCCGAACAGGAACCCGCGACAGUCCAGUAUCAGAAGCUCAUCCCGGGCAUUGUCGAGCAGCGCAGAAACGCCAGCCACCACGUCCUCGCUGUGGACUUUGCGGCUUUAGGUACCGGCAUUCUGAGAGACGAUUGCAUUCAUCCGACGGAUGAGGGUUACCGUACAAUGGGUGACUAUUGGUACGACUUUAUCGCGCAGAUUCCCAAGGAUUGGGUCACUCAGCCGAUAGGCGAUGACCCGGAUCGAUCAAAGGAUGAGGCUGCGCGCGCGACGGCGCCGUGGGCUCGUCUUCCCAAAGAUGGGUAA
Molecule: messenger RNA, 816 nt
Organism: Colletotrichum fioriniae
Lineage: Eukaryota; Fungi; Ascomycota; Sordariomycetes; Glomerellales; Glomerellaceae
Source: RefSeq, a predicted model, not a curated record